Molecule: messenger RNA, 735 nt
Organism: Acanthosepion pharaonis
Lineage: Eukaryota; Metazoa; Mollusca; Cephalopoda; Sepiida; Sepiidae
Source: the annotation of a GenBank genome assembly
AUGUUUGAGAAGCCCAGCUCUAUACAAUACAUUUAUUUUUACUUUUUCUUCUUUACUAUCUUUUUCAUUAGCCUCUUUUUGGUCAUAAAUUCUUUGACUUGCGCUCUCCUUUUUUCUCUUCCUCAGUUACUUUUGCUUUCAGCUCAACAAUUCUUCUUUUCUUAUAUCAUUCUUUCUUUCCUUCGCUUCAUCCUCGAUUAUUACAGUCUUUUUACACGUAGUAUUUUCUUUUUCUUUUUUACAUUUUCUCUUGUCGCCUAUUCCUUUAUCUUUUUUUUUUAUUUUUCUUCCUUUUAUCUAUGUUCCUUUUUAGCUGCUUUUCGUUUUAUAAUGGAAUACUUAUUCUUCAAUUUUUUCUUUUCUUUCUUCAUUUAUUCUACCGCGCCUGCAUUUCACUCUUUACUCUUCCUUCUUAUAAUAGCAGGUCCUUCAAAUAUCAUUCUUCUUUUCCGAGACCUCGAUUUUUAUUUCUUCAUUUUUAUAUCGCGUAUUUCCCAUUAUAUCUUCUUCCUUUACUUCCUUUUUCUGUCAUUUAUUUUUUCACCUGCUUAUGUAGUGUUCAUUUCUCCUCUCAUAUCUUUAUCUUUUCACCAAUAUAUUCUUAAUUAUUUUCGUUGUGAUGACGGUAAGCAAUCUCUUUUUUCCUCCCGUUUUUAUUCCCUAGUUCAUAUUUCUUUCUAUAUUUUUCUUAUCAUCAUUUUAUACGUCAAAAUUAUUAUACAGGUUAUUUUUUAA